UCCGAGCCCCAGUGACCAAGCCAGCACAUCAGGGGAGAGAUGGAAUGAUGUGGACGUUCCUGAUGUAGUGCCACCACGGAUAAUCUUUCGUCCUAAGCGCACCCCAGGACCCCAGCUCAUCAUGACAGAAAAUUAUACACCUGUCCAACUUUUCCAGCUGUUUUUCAGCAACGCUGUUUUGCUCACAAUUCUGUCAAACACAAACGAACAUGGCUCUGCGCAUUACUCCACGCCCUUAAAUCCAUGGAAAGCCAUUGACUUGAAGGAUAUGUUUUGCUUCAUAUCAGUGUUGAUUUACAUGGGUGUGGUGAAGUGCUCAUCCUAUACAGAUUACUGGUGGGGGGGUCAUCUGUACAGUUUGCCAUUUCCCAAAAGAGUCAUGACAGGACAGAAGUUCCUGAAAAUGACCUGGGCGCUCCAUCUCAGCAGUGCAGCAGCGGAUGCUGAGAAUGAGGGGAGAAGAGGCACUGCAGCCUUUGACCGGCUUGGAAAAAUAAAGCCCCUAUAUGAUGACAUGAGGGAGGCCUGCAAGAGAAACUAUCAUCCUCGCCAGGAGAUUUCCAUUGAUGAGAGGACGGUUGUUUCAAAAGCGAGGAUUGGGCUGAAGCAGUACAUGAAGAGCAAGCCUGUGCGAUGGGGCUACAAGCUGUUUGUUUUGGGAGACUCCACGGCUGGAUACACCUGGGACUUCUUUGUGUAUGAGGGGAAGUCAACAGGUAACACAGGGAAAGGACUCAGUUAUGAGUCGGUAAUGGAGCUGCUAAAGCCCCAGUUGCUUGGCACAGGCUACAAGCUCUUCAUGGACAACUUUUACUCCAGUACCACACUCUUUCAGGACCUGCUAAAGAUGAAGGUCUGGGCAUGUGGCACCAUAUGGAAAAAUCAGAUCGGGUUUCCCAGAACCACAGAGAACAGCCUGGAUUCCAAGUCUCCCCGUGGCAGUGUGAGGUGGAUCAGGAAGGACUCCCUCCUCUAUGUUCAGUGGAGAGACACUAGGGAUGCCUCCUUCUGCUCAACAUUCCACCCAGCACACACAGGAGAGACUGUCAGACGGCGGGUCCGGAGUGCAGAUGGGCAGCGGGAAAUGAAAGACAUCCCGGUUCUGCCAGUGGUCAAAGACUACAACCAGCACAUGGGUGGAGUGGACCUGUCGGAUGCCCUCAUAGGGUUCUACAAGGUCCUCCACAAAACCAGGAUGUGGUACAAGACAUUCUUUUAUCAUUGUCUGGACAUCGCCGUCAUGAAUGCCUUUCUCCUCCACAAGGAGCUCGCCAUGGCUAAAGGACAGGUGCCGAUGAACCAAAAAGCAUUUAGGGAGACCCUUGCAGAGGACCUGGCAAGGAUGGGUUCUGCCCCCACAGACAUGCCAGUCCAAGGCCCUGCUCCUGCUCCUGCUCCUGCUCCUGCUCCUCCUACACGUCACAGGAUGAUGUACAUUAGUGGGGACAGCACUGCCAGCCAGCUAAAGUGCAGAAUCUGCCACAGCAAGACUCUGGUGAAGUGUGUCACCUGUGAUGUUUUACUUUGCUUCCUGCCUGGACGGGAUUGCUACAAUGAGUGGCAUAUUGGCAACAAUUUUUGGAUUUAGUUUGAUGUUAUUUGUAAAUAGGUUCUGUUUUAUUGUAAACAGAGUGUUUUGUUGUAGUUUAUUAGCAUGUUAUUAUGUUUGAUAUUGUUCUUUUUACUGUUUUUCAUUGAUAAUUGUAAAUACUAUCUAG
Acanthochromis polyacanthus (spiny chromis) is the source of this 1718-nucleotide messenger RNA. Its product is annotated as piggyBac transposable element-derived protein 4-like. The transcript is spliced from 2 exons. The record is from RefSeq and is a predicted model, not a curated record. Lineage: Eukaryota; Metazoa; Chordata; Actinopteri; Pomacentridae. Bases 122 to 1588 code for a protein of 488 amino acids.